This is a messenger RNA of Epinephelus moara (kelp grouper), 3809 nucleotides long. RefSeq names its product RAS guanyl-releasing protein 2-like. NCBI's taxonomy places the organism in Eukaryota, Metazoa, Chordata, Actinopteri, Perciformes, Serranidae. The record is from RefSeq and is a predicted model, not a curated record. The transcript is spliced from 17 exons. Gene Ontology annotation, biological process: positive regulation of GTPase activity; Ras protein signal transduction. Gene Ontology annotation, molecular function: calcium ion binding; guanyl-nucleotide exchange factor activity. Gene Ontology annotation, cellular component: plasma membrane. Bases 488 to 2284 code for a protein of 598 amino acids.
AACAGGAGCAGAGGGCUGGCACGCGGUCCAGCUGCGACCAAAUGACUGAGCUCAGCUGCUCCUAACACGCCAACAACACAUCGCAUCCAUAAACUUGCUUCCGAGCGCGCCAGGAGAUGACUUGUGCGCACUGUAGGGUUAAUGUGCCGUAGGAAAACCCCCGCAUAGCCCAUUCAGAGAGCAUCAACCCAGCAUCAACUCUGAGGAGGAAUCCGAGUGCAUCUCUUCUGAUGACUUCUUGGGUUUCGAUCAUCUGCGCCUCUCUCCGCAGGACCCCGUGUUCCCACUCCAUAGCCGAACAGGCGUUUUGAGUUCGGUACGUGGUGCUGGUGAUGUAACGCUUUGCAUCUCAGUGCUCACUCCACAACUGUUCUCACUGUCGCCUCCUCUCCCAGAGCAUGGGACCCUUCAAACUCUAAAGUGAGAGGACGAGAGUCAAACCAGAAAGAGAAAGAAACGAGGGGGGAAAACAGAGAGGAAAGCGACGAUGGAGUCCAUAUUGUCGGAGCAGUCGGCCGGAGUGGACGAGCUAGUGGAAGCAUGCAUCCAAGCCUUUGAUGAAAGGGGCACUUUGAAGGAUACCUCCUUGGUUCGCAUGUUUCUCAUGAUGCACCCGUGGUACAUCCCGUCAACCGACAUGGCGAAGAAGCUAGUGCUCAAAUCUCAAGAGGAGAGCUGCACUGCUGAGCGCCGAACAAGAAUAUGCCACCUUGUCAAGUACUGGAUCUCUGAGUUUCCAGCAGAGUUCAAUCUGAGCCCGGAGCUGGCUGACCAGAUCAAAGACUUUAAAGACCUCUUGACCACUGAGGGCAACGAGCGCCAGAGUCAGCUCAUUGACCUCGACAGUGUGCCGUCAUAUAAAUGGAAGCGACAGGUGACUCAGCGUGUCCCAUCAGUGUCCAAAAAGAGGAAAAUGUCCCUGCUGUUUGACCACCUUGACUCCUGUGAACUGGCUGAACACCUGACCUACCUGGAGUACAAAUCCUUCUGCAAGAUCUUGUUUCAGGACUACCACAGCUUUGUGAUGCACGGCUGCACAGUGGAUAACCCCAUCCUGGAGCGUUUCAUCACCCUUUUCAACAGCGUCUCCCAAUGGAUCCAGCUCAUGGUUCUCAGCAAGCCCACUGCCCCGCAGAGAGCCGCCGUCAUCUCCCACUUCAUCAGAGUGGCACAGAAGCUGCUGCAGUUGCAGAACUUCAACACACUGAUGGCUGUGGUGGGCGGCCUCAGCAACAGCUCCAUAUCUCGUCUCAAAGACACGCAAGCCCACAUCAGCGCAGAGACCAACAAGGUUUUUAACAACCUCAUUGAACUGGUGACAUCAUGUGGGAACUACAGUCAAUAUCGCAAGCGCUUCUCCGAGUGCUCGGGCUUCCGAUUCCCCAUCCUCGGUGUGCACCUGAAAGACCUUAUAGCCGUGCACGUGGCGCUGCCAGACUGGGCCGACAAAGAGAAGACGCGGGUCAACCUGGCUAAGACCCAACAGCUGUACACCAUCCUGCAAGAGCUGGCACUGAUCCAGGCCACGCCGCCGAACAUCGACGCCAACACGGACCUGCUCAACCUGCUUACAGUAUCUCUGGACCAGUACCACACAGAGGAGGAGAUCUACCAGAUGUCUCUACAGAGAGAACCUCGCAAGCCAGCGCAGAACUCCAGCCCCGCCCCUGCGCCUGAACCCAAGCCCACCAUGAUCGAUGACUGGGCUGUGUCAGUGAAGCCCAACGCUGACCCGACGAUCAUCAAAAAACACAUAGAGAAGAUGGUGGAGUCGGUCUUCAAGAACUUUGACUCAGACGGUGACGGCCACAUCUCCAGGGACGAAUUUGAAGCGAUCAGGAACAACUUCCCAUACCUCAGCAAGUUUGGAGAACUGGACAAAAACCAAGACGGGCAGAUCAGCAGAGAUGAGAUGAUAGACUACUUUAUGAAAGCCAGCUCUCUGCUUAACUGCAAGAUGGGCUUCAUCCACACUUUCACUGAGGCCACCUACGUCAAGCCCACGUUCUGCGAGCACUGCGCCGGCUUUAUAUGGGGCUUCUACAAGCAAGGCUACAAGUGUAAAGCCUGUGGGGUGAACUGCCACAAAGCCUGCCGAAGCCGCCUGGCCGUGGAGUGCCGUAAGAGGACAAAGAGCAUUAGCCACGAAACUCCGCCAGCCCUACAGGCCAGAUCCUACAGCUUCCCUCCACCUGCUAACACCCCGCCAAGCCUGCAGAGCACAGUAAUUGCUGAAGAGGACAUAGAGACAGUGGAGGAGGGAGUGUUUGAUGUCCACCUAUAACCAGAAUCCCUCCUACGGUCGGUGUGCAAGAAGCCAAAUGAGCGACUGUCGGGAGCCAGACACAGAAUGUGCUACAGUAUGUCAGUUCAACAACCCUCAACACUGAUGAGAAAUUGCACUGAACACAAGCCAGGAUACCUACAUGCUGCCACACAGUGGACACAUACCGCAACGACAACACCAACUAACUCACAUGAAUGUGACAACCAAUGUGAAUGGAAUGUCUUUGUAUAAUUUCUAUGUACAAUUUCUGCAUUUUGAUUAUAUGUUGGCCCAGAGUGUUGCUGUAAAACUUACUAUAUAUAUAUAUAUGAAAAAAAAAUCCAUAAAAUUGUAUUUCUUGGUGGAAUGUUAAAGUCAGUGGAGUUGAUAAUUUGAGCGCACUUUGCUGCAAAUUGGAAUGGCUGUCUAUUUUUUUUUUUCUUUAAAACAUAAAAGAGGUGCUGUUAUUGCCAAGAAUGUAAACCUGCCACCCAGACAAAGCUACCGUGUUCUUUGUCUGACAAGCUCCGCUGUUUAUUGUUUAUCAUCUUGUUUUGAAAUACAUUUCAAUGGACCAAUAAUAGGACCAAUUUUGAUGUCAGAUAAAAUAUUGUUGAUUCGUGGUGCCCAUCUGAAGCAUGAUGACAACAGCAACCGUUUGGCCAACAAAAGAAACGACUGUGUGGACAGUUAUAAUUAGGAUGGACUUUGAACAACGUUAUAUUUUUGUCAUGUUUACCUGAAUAUCAGUAACUGUCCUGUAGUUAUUGCCGUGGUGUUGUUUUCAGUAUACAGUACUGUCUUGUACCAGUGCACUGACAGAUGAGCUCUCCUUUUGCAGUACUGUGAAUGUAGCACAAACAGUGAAAUACUGCUGUCAGAUGAAGAUCUCAUUUUCCCCAAUAAAGGCUGUAUGUUGACAGCAGAGAGCAGGAGGCUGGCUAACUUCCCACUGAUUCUUCUAUCAGUUUUUGAAUGGUUUUCGGAGUUCUGUCAGUACAGAUAAUCAAAAGAAUAAUACCCAAACGGAAGCUUUUCAUUUGACAGCAGUGUGUAAAUUGUAUAUUAUUUCCCUGAAGAUCUGUUUUGAUGCAAGUUGUAUUUUGCUGUUUUUAAUCCUGCAUGCUUCUCCCACCAUAACUCUAUUUUCUGGACAGAGAUCGAGGAUUUUUUUUUAUGCUUCAAUGUAGCACGCCAAGUUAGCAUUUAUUUAGGAAACAUGAAGUAUUGAACUUCCAGACAGAGGAAAUGUUUCUGUUGCUUUGUGCCUGUGCAGAGAUGAAUUCACACUCGAGUGCCAUAUUGUUAAGUGCUGGUUUGUCAUUGAAUGAGACUCUUCCUGUUGCUGGUAUUUAUUUUUCUGUAUAAAUAGCUAAAUAGCUGCCGGUCCUUCUGUGUCGCUGCCUGCCUGACGAAAGAUGUUUGUUGUCAUUCUGUGAAUGAAUCUUUCAGACUGAUGUCAUGUUACUUCUUGUGGUCCCCAGACGAUUCCCAAGUAUUAAAUGCAGCAGGCAUCACUAAUAUGUGUUCUGGUUUAGAAAAA